Messenger RNA from Suillus subaureus, 1790 nucleotides. RefSeq names its product cytochrome P450. The transcript has 17 exons. The coding region runs from base 222 to 1790 and encodes 522 amino acids. Gene Ontology annotation, molecular function: heme binding; monooxygenase activity; iron ion binding. The record is from RefSeq and is a predicted model, not a curated record. NCBI's taxonomy places the organism in Eukaryota, Fungi, Basidiomycota, Agaricomycetes, Boletales, Suillaceae.
UUAGCUUAAGCGUGUUACGGACGCUUACGAACGCUUACCACUUUGGCGGUGGUGCUCUCAGGUGCUGUCGGUGUCUGACCAGUUCGAACUCUGAUUACUCCAUGGCGGAGAGUUCUAACGAUCUUUAGAUGACCGCUAUCUUCCAGCCUUAUAAAGACAUCCCUGGUCCCAGUCUUGUGGACAGCCGUAAAAAAGCCUUCUGAAUAUCCGACACUCCAAGAAUGCUGUUGACCAUGCCGCACCUCUUGAUAUCCUCUACGUUUUUGUUACUAACGUCCAUCUCCAUUCGUGUCUGGAAGCAACGGAGGCUCUGGAGGGGUUUGCCACUCCCUCCAGGACCAAAGCGUCUGCCGAUCCUUGGGAAUGUGUUUGACCUCAAUGUUUACGAGCCUUGGUUGACAUAUACCAACUGGGCGAAGAAAUACGGCGAUAUUGUCUAUUCAACUAUCCUAGGGCACGAGUUUGUCAUUAUCAAUACCGAAAAGCUUGCGCACACUCUUCUGGAACAACGUUCUGGAGUGUAUUCCGACAGACCAUAUGUCUUUACGAAUAUGUUUUUUGGGUUAGAUUUUAACACCGGGUUGCUACCGUAUGGGGACCGGUGGCGGCAACACCGCAAGAUGCUUCACGUAGGAUUCAACAAGGAAGCUUGUCGCAAAUACCAGUCUAUGCAGCUUCAGAAAGUUCGCCAACUCCUGGAGAAUUUUACCGUUUCCCCAACUCAAUUCCCUAUGCAUUUAAAGACGUUAGCAGUGGCAACCAUCAUGACUGUCACAUAUGGUUACGAUGUCGCGCCAGCAGAGGAUCCAUUUGUGACCAAGAUCGUUCGUAUAAUUGAUUUGUUUAUUCAGGACAUUGGAACAGAGCGCGCCGCACUGGUCGAAUUGAUACCAUUUUUACAAUAUAUUCCGAUGUGGCUUCCUGGUGGGAUGUACAAGCGCCGGGCUGUAGAGUCCCGCGGUCUCGCUCGCGACAUCCUUAACGAUCCUGUAGAGUAUGUGAAAGCUGAAAUGGCCGGUGGAACCACACAACAAUCCCUCGUUAAGGACCUUCUGAAUAAAUAUACGACCAAGGAUGGUGUAGUCACCGCUGAAGACGAAGAGACAAUCAAAGCAGUUGCCGCAACUGUAUCAUUUAGUGGAGCAGAAACUACCGACUCUGUUUUGAGUGUGUUUCUGCUUGCUAUGGUCCUUCAUCCAGGGGUCCAGAUCAAGGCGCAAGAAGAGAUCGAUAGGGUGAUUGGGGACAGUCGCCUCCCUGAUUUUAGUGAUCGAGAAGGGCUUCCCUAUGUCGAAGCAGUCUAUCUCGAGACUCUACGGUGGCGACCGACAGUUCCGUGCUCUCUUCCUCAUCUGACGAGUACAAGCGAUGUCUACGAUGGCUACUAUAUCCCAAAGGGCGCCAUCCUUCUUGUGAACGUUUGGGGAAUGACACAUGAUGAGUCACGCUUCCCGGAUUCGAUGAGUUUCAAACCGGAACGACAUAUGUUACCUACCGGAGAACUCAUCCAAGGUACUGCACCCCUGUCCUUCGGUUUUGGACGACGAAAAUGUCCCGAACAGUAUAUUGCAGAUCAAAGCAUUUGGGCCUCCAUUGUCCCCAUUUUAGCGACGUUCCGCAUUGGAAAAGGGAAGGACUCGACCGGGUGUGACAUCGAUGUGAAUCCCGAGUUUACGGUGGGGUUUGCAGUCCGACCGAAACCUUUCGUAUGCGCUAUUGAGCCUCGCUCUGCAAACGCAGAAAGAUUGAUUUACGCGAGUAACAGGGCUUGCGAGUGUUGGGUAGUGUAA